AUGCUCAGCCAGCAAAUUAUACAAGACAAGCUUUCGCAGGCCAUUUCAGACAUCAAAAAUGUCAUCAUUACUGACACAUCUAACGGGUGUGGCCAGUCUUUUGAUGUAAUAGUGGUCAGUGACACUUUCCAGGGCAAAAACAAACUUCAAAGAUGCCGUUUGGUGAACAACGCUUUGAAAGAAGAGGUAGCACAAAUCCACGCCUUUGGGUGCAAGUGUUUCACUCUUGAGGAGUGGUCAAAAUUGGUAGUGUAA
Messenger RNA from Lachancea meyersii CBS 8951, 255 nucleotides. Lineage: Eukaryota; Fungi; Ascomycota; Saccharomycetes; Saccharomycetales; Saccharomycetaceae. The record is from the annotation of a GenBank genome assembly.